ACCGUUGACGAAGACGGGCCGGCGCGCGCGGGUUUCCAUGACUCGCGACCGUCCACGGUUUUUCCCUUGUCACGCGCGAAACUUUGCUUCGCUCGUUCCCGUUUAUCGAACCCGAUACCCGUAGAUCCGAGAACACUAGACACGAGCUGAAUCACGGGAAGCUCCGUGUCGAUCCCUCGUUACUGUGCACUCACUUGGGUCCGAGCAGCUUGUAACGAGACCCGGCCCCGUUUUCUACAGUCGCUCUUCGGAAUAUAUGCUGAAUACUGGAGUACUCUGGAUUCUUGAGAGUAUUGGGUUGGUGCAUGGUAUAUGUCCCUGUGGUUGAGUUGGAAUGAAGAUAGGAAUAUGUGAUCGGGUUCAUAGAUGUUUCGCUGUGGGGUUUAUUUUGAAGAUUUGGAUUGUUGUGUUUGGAGAGUCUCUUGAAUGUCUAAUGAGAUUUUAUUGUUAGCUUGAAUGUUUGGAAGAUGUGAGAAUAAAGGUUCUUUGAUGCCUGUUUAGCUUUGUUACAGUGCUUAAUUUGGUUCAGUUAUUUACUACAUUGGUUCCUUAAAUGAAUGACCUCCAACUUGAAAGAAUAUCUAUGAAUAUUACUGUUGAAACGAUCCCACGAGAAGCAGCUGAAACCAGCAAUUUCAAGGGUACAAGAACUUGGAAAAAGGAACAUGUACCUUCCCAAUGAAUUCCACCAGCACCAGCCUAAUAGUUCCCAGAAGCGUAACGCGUGGAUCGUAGAGCCGGUUGGUAAAUAACGAGGGAGCAUUGUGGGACAAGGUGGUCGCGGGCCGACAACCAGUGGUUUUCUGUCAUUUCGCCGGUCGUAAUCGUCUGAAAGGCGUGGCGCCGCGCAGUCCGCGACACUUUUAAAUAAUCGCGCGGCGGACAAUCGAUCAGAGAUACGUAAUAACGUCAGCGAUCAGCCGAGCGCGAUUACAAUUCCAGACGGCACCGGGUAUCAGUUGCGUCGCCGGAACACAUUGGAUUAGUCGAUACGCCGUAGAUCGAUGGAAGCCUCGCAGCUGACUGUCCGUGUGCAGCGUCGUGCGACACGGUUCAAGUGCAUCGUCGAAGGAAAACAAACAGCCGGUUCCGUAUUUUCACGUGGAUCAACGUUCACCGGGAUACCCCGAGAACAUUGUUAACCCGGUACUCUAAGCUGAACACACCUAUAAAGAGACGGUAGCGAAAGUGAAGCAAGAGUCCGGCAGGUUGAUCGAUCAUCGCCAAAGACAGACACCUGUGGGCACGGGGCAAUUAAAGAAACGUCGGGACGCUCGCAUAAAUACUGGUCGCGCCCACCUAGCAGGGUGUGUCUUUCACGCGCGCCGGCCAGUCAUUAGCUACCACUCGAGCAGAGUCCGUGCCGCAGCCCGGGGUGAGAGACAUCGAUUGACUCCGCGAAUUGAUCCCCAGCCGAUCGCGAGCGUCUCCGGUCGACAGGAGUUCUGUUCCGUCCUAGUUGCGCUUCUGUGAUCCUCGGUGAUUACUAUUGUGAUGUACCUCCGCGGACCAGUGGUUCUCAUCGAUCCCCAGAGACAAUAGUCGCGGAUUGCAGACACUGUUUAGCAGGAUCUAAAAGUUUCAAAUGAGGCCGACUUUAAAUAAUAUAUACUGAUACCGUUCUGUGAUUAAAAGCUCAUAUGGACACGUGACUCUUCUAUCUCGGCGAAAGCCGAGACAACCUCGACUUGGUCCCGCGAACUCUUUAGUGUCUGUGUCAAGCGGUACGCAGGAUAAAAGGGACGGGAUCGAUCAGCCGUAACCUUCGACGAAAGUCUUCAUCCUCCAUCCUUGAGCUAGAUAGACCCGGCUAAUUCGGAACGGGCUGGCUGUGGGACAGCGUCGGACUAGAGCAAUAAAAUCGCUCCAUGGAAAUCCGUGGCGGGUCGGACACGGUCGCCUUGUGAAUAUUCAGCGGGGGAAUUCGCGAAGCGGUCGCUGAUUGGACAAAGCACGACUUCCGUAUUGAAUGUGGCGCGCGAUCGCGAAACGAUGAGGCAUGGCUUAACGCGGAACCGUUCGUCGGGGAUUUAAUAUUCCGCGCGGUACCGCGCGGCGUCCGAUCACGCGACCGUUCUCGCCUAGAACCGCUCGUCCCGGCGAGGAUAGCCCCAAGGACAACGGAUUUUCACUCGGGAUCUCGCGCGAGGACUCGAUGCAAAUUUAACUCGGCUCGUGUCUCUCCUGUUGCUUCGACCAGACAGACUCGCACCUCCGACAUGAGCCUGCUGCGGUUCGGACCCUUCAAGGACGCGAAGAAACAAAAUGGGGCGGCUUUACGAACGAACAGUUUGGGCUCGGGGGCGAGAACACCACCCCUUGAAAGGAAAAGCAAAUUUUCGGCCCUCGGUAGACUCUUCAAACCGUGGAAAUGGAAACGGAAAAAGAAAUCGGACAAGUUCGAGGCCGCCUCCUUGUCGCUCGAGAGGAAAAUCUCGGUACGAGCCAGCAGGGACGAGUUGGUACAGAAAGGUAUCCUGCUGCCAGUGAUAAGGUCCACGUCGUUUCCGGAGAAUGUGGAGAAGGGGGUCCUAGACCAAAGCAACGAGAGCCAGCAGGUGAUCGAGAGGUGUUACCCUCUGCCACCUCAGAACCCAUUGAUGCUGUCGGAGCUGCCGGAACCGCCGAUACCGUUGAGCGAGAUCGGGCCAAUCCCGCCCCCGCCGAUGUUCAGUUCUUCGAGUCCUACUCUAUUGUUGGCCAAGCAACGACAGAUACGUAACACUUUGUCGUCGGAUUACGAGGACGAAGAGGACGAAGAGGACUUCGACGUGGAGGAGGAGGACAACAUGUUCGUGUUCAGGAUGACCCAACCGGAUCCCGGCAUCGACACGUCGAGGGUCGAACAGAUCCCGGCGAAGGAGCCUAAGUUUCACGCGGUGCCCCUGAAGAGCGUGCUAAAGAAGAGGGGCUCGGGCAGCGGGCCCGGCACACCGCAGAACACUCCGACGCAAGAGAACAGGACGUUGACACUCCGCCAGGAACUGCACGCCUCCUUCAAAAGGCCAGCGUUGAGGCCUAGGAUGAGAAUAUGUAGUCGACCGGUCAGGUUCGGCCUCGCCCUGCCCUGCACUCUGGAGAACAAAGAGAACGCGAGACCGUAUGUCAUACGGGAGGAUGUUGACGGGGAUCCUGGCGAUGGACAGGUACUUUAUAGGGAAGAGUACGACGACGAGAAAAGCCGGCUGGCAGCAAAGAUUGCGCGCAAGGAGUCGCUGUCGCUGAAACUCGCCCUCAGGCCGGACAGGCAGGAGCUCAUCAACAGAAACAUCCUUCAGCUGCAGACGGACAAUGAGAGGCAGGAAACGAAGGAGGCAAUUGGUGCCAAGCUCAUCAGGCGGCUGAGCAUGCGGCCAACCCAAGAGGAACUCGAGGAGCGGAAUAUCUUGAAAAAGCAAAGCCCCGCCGAAGAGAAGAAACAGAAGGAAGAGAAGAAGCGAUACCUGCUGCGGAAGCUCAGCUUUCGACCGACUGUCGAAGAACUUAAGGAAAAGAAGAUCAUCAGGUUCAACGACUAUAUCGAAGUCACGCAGGCCCACGACUACGACCGAAGGGCAGACAAACCGUGGACAAGGUUGACCCCCAAGGACAAGGCAGCCAUUAGGAAGGAGCUGAACGAGUUCAAGAGUUCGGAGAUGGCCGUUCAUGAAGACAGCCGACACCUCACCAGGUUCCAUAGGCCAUGACAAUCGCAAUGUGUUGAGGUGCUACAGUGUGGUGCGGGUAUAGGUGAAGGUGCAGUGUGUUGGCCUCGCGUCGAGGCCGGAUAAAAAGAGAAAGAAAGGAAAUAAAUUAAAAAUUUGCAAUCGGGUAUCACGUGGCUUCCGGGGGAUGACAUACGCCUGCUGAGGAACGGCGCGCGGUACAUACUCGGACCGACAUUCACGGUGGCUUUUUUCCUUUACUUUUCGUUCGUCCUCUUUUCUUUCUUUCUUUUCCGCCUUCUUCUCACGUCGCUGUCAUCGACGCCGUCGUCGUCGCCAUCGUUUCACCGUUUAACACACAUGCCGAUUCACCGUCGCGCGGCCGUCAUCCGACCCUCUUAAUACCACGCCGACGACGAACGUCGCGCUUCAAGAUUGUGAUAAGGGUGAACCCGCGCCGGAUUGGAUCGCGUCCCACGGGUCACCCGACGAUUUCGCCACCGCGGAUGCUCGUUCGUUCGCGCGUGCACGUCGCUCACCGCCGACACUCUAGGAUAUUUUCUAAGCCGUUGCAUUUCCCCGAUGCAAGAGGCGUCGCGAGGCGACCGGGCGAAAAACGCUGACCGCUGCGUCGCGGCGUUUCAUUCCCGCCUCUCGCGCCGCUCGAUAGCGAAUCUUUCCAAAGGGGUAGGUAAUUGUCCGGAGAACACGGGCUCACCAAAUUGUCUGGGAAUAAUCGAGCGGAGAUUCUUCGGAGGAGUUUGCUGGGAAUUCGGAACGAGGGACGAGGAUUUCGGGAUUCGUCCGAUGAACUCGAAUAUUUGUGUGACUACUUCCUACUUUGGAAUUAAUUUAUUGACUCACCGGGCGAAUCGGUGGACUGGUCGUUCUUAAAUUUGUUUCGGCAAUUCUCUCGGUUCAAUUGUAAAUUGUUGUGUAUUUUAUGCUUUGAGAUAACUAUUAUGUGAAUAGUUUAUUGAGGCAACGUUCCGACCUCCCAAACGGGAGAUCAUCUGAACUCGUUUCUCAGUGUUGUUGCAUUUACUCGGCGCGAGUGUUGCGAGCAGAUUGGAGGAACUGAGAGUUGCGUCGCGAUUUUCAUUUUCAUCAUGGCAUUGGUAAUCGCGAGAUAUUGAAGUGCUUGAUGAAUUACCCCGAAAAUAUGGGGUUGUUUAACCUUUCGCCUUAGGAUUUCUUUCUAUUCGGACUCGCAGUUACUUUGUUAUGAAUUAUUCUCUAUGAUAAAGAAACUGUAUGCUGACAAAAUAAAUUUACUAUAAAGAUUAGAUUUCCACAGACAUGAAACAGUUUUUCCAAUUAAUUAAUGUAAGCAUAAUAAUAAUCGUAUUAACGGAAUUUAAUGUAAAAUCAUUAUCACGAGUCUACACUUCAAGGCAAGGGGUUGAACAGUAGCAAAAUGAUCCCGUUUGAUCGUCAAAUCGAAAGUUUAAAAUCGCAAACAAUUCUCAGAGCGACUCGCAGAUCGUUAGGGUCUGAUUCCACGGGUCACGACUGAAAGAAUCAAAAAAACCAAGAAAGAAAAGAUAGGGAAGUAGAAGAAAAGAUUUGGACUCCGUUCGGUGCGUUCUGCUCACUCUUGUUAAAAUUAAGAACGAAAGUAGCUUGUUGCGCGUCUUCACCCGAAAAUAUCUUCGCGCGGGGUGGACGUUAGUUAGAUCGAUAGUGGCAUUAGAUCGAGAAAAGACGAGAAUCACGAGCAAUCCCGGGCGCGUGACGUGCGCGCGCGCACGCCUGCGAACGAGCCUUUCCCUAGAUGUAAAGAUAAGAAAAAAAAAAGAAAGAAAAAACAACACCGUCUCGUUUUCGCCAUCGAAGCUAGCUCAUCAUCAGUAUCAUCCGGCAUCAUCGUGUGUACAAGUCAAACGAUUAUCGCGAACUUUUAACCCUUUACCGUUCGUGUGACACGUCUUGUGAAUAAAUUAUCUCGCGAAAUACUCAGAGAGGGACAGAGAGAGCGAGCCGAGGGUAGCAGGUAUUAAAAUUCACACGGGGCACGCACGGCGUUGUUAAGGGUUGCCUAAAAAGUAGUACCAGUCGUGGUUCCUAAUUUCAUUUCAAAUGAAUUCCUUUGCUUCUCCUCGACGAGUGAAAACAGUGACGGUUGAGAAUAUUAUUGAUGAAUCAUCGAAUGUUUUUAUAUGUUGACGUUUCGACGAAUACCUCGUUUCAAUAAUUUAUUAAAAAUAAAAGCUACAUGAGAUUUGCGCGAUAAGCAAACGCUUCCUCGUGAUUUUUCGCUUAGCGUGUCCUUUCUUUUGAAGAAUCAACCGACGCAGUUCGGUGAACGCGUUAACGCGUUACGUACGCGAUUUGUUCACGAUGACCGGAAGCUGACUGGGGUGCACCGCGCGCGGAUCCAAUGACAAUCUUGUUCGAUUCGACAAGAAUAUAUACGGUAUUAGUUUGUUUUUUCCUUUACUGCCAGGUGAUCGCUCUGUAUACCGCUCUUUCUCUCCCUCUCGCUCUCUCGUUUGCGGAGCUGCCUUGUGGAGCGGACGCUCACCGACUAUUGUAAAAAGAAGGAGAAAAAAAGGAAACGGAAGCGAGUGAAAUUUAACGAGAAAUAGACGCUCGAUUGACCGGCGAACGAUGAAAGUGACGAGGUGAAAAACGCGACCUCGUCGUCUAGUUGCACGCAACUUUGUACAGGAGUAUACAUAGCGCGUACGUUUAGUGAUCAUCAUUAUUAUUAUUAUUAUUAAUUAUUAUUAUUAUUGAUUAUUAUAUUAUUAUUAUUAUUAUUAUUAUUAUUAUUAUUAUUAUUACAUUAUUAUUGUUAUCAUGAAUCCAUGGCGGCGGUAUGCGACCCUUGUUCGCUUCGGGGAGGAGUCAUCGAACGAUCAUCCGAUAAUUAAUCCAAUCAAUGAAGAAUCAUUUACAAGAGGCAGUUAGAUAAAUGCAAUUUGAGGAAAGAGAUUGUUUUUGGUUGUUACGUAACGGUGAUUUUCUUAAAUAAGGUACUUUUAGCUUCGAACACAUUCUUUUUACCUGUUUCAUUUUGAAUUAUAUUAUCGUGUAAAGUUUCUUGUUCUCAGAAAGAAUUCGUUUAAUUAAUGUUCUCGUUUGAAAUACUUGUGCAAUACUUUUUGGUGAUUUUUAACAAUUAACGACUAACGUUUUCGAGUAAAAAUUAAUUAUAAAAAUGAAGAAACCUCGAUACGACGAUCUUGACGGAUUUCAAUUUCUAAAGUGUAUAAAGAGAAAUUUCGUAACAUGCCUCGAUACUUUCUGUUUUGGUCGCCAGAUCAUUGAUCGCGGAGAUUUCGCGUGGAAAUAACAAAAAUGUAGAGGGAAAAUUUCUUCGCUGACCUCUUCCGUUUCGAGCGGAACCGAAAGAAAAGCGAGAAAUAUUACUGGGAACCGAAACAGAGACGAGUUUUCUAUCGGGAAACCUGAAAGCAGCCGGUUUCCUUAAAGAAAACUCCUUCGGUUCUCCUUCUAAAUAGUGUCUAGUUUUAACGAUCGUCCAAUGCUGCGAGAGAAUCGGUACGGUCGAUCUCCCUCGCAACUCGCCGGCGAACUCAGCUGUUCGAUAUCUAAAAGCCAACCAGAAAAGAAGAAACAUACACUUAAGAUUCCUCGGUAGACCGUGGAUCUUUGUACAAGCACGGAUUUCUGUACAUUAACUUAUAAGAACAAAACGAACAUCCAUUUAUUCGAUUAACAGUUUCAUCUGUAAAUAAAAAAUUCUUCUCAAUGAACAGCGUUUUUUGUGCAUUUAUCACGCAUGUAGUGACACACGCCCAUUGUUCACCUGUUUUCAGAAUAUAGGAACUUUACAGAAAAAUUGUUACACAAUUCUUAAUUAUUUGUCCUCCUUACUUAUAUUUUUACUAUUAUUUUCUAGUACAUGUCUUUUUUUAAUACAAAACUCAGCUGUGUUAUGUAUAAUCGACAGAGAAACAUUAGAUUGUCGCGAAUGUGUGUGUCACUGUAUGGAUUUAUAAAAUAUAUUGAAACAAAAUCUGCAACAAAAACGCAAUAAAAUCUGAACCCUUAUAGAAUGGAUUUCUUUUAAAAACACGCACAGUGAAUAGGGGAUAUAUUGUCACGGUAAUCCUUUAUAUCGAAUGCACACAUUCCAAUAAGUCUCGGCAUCGUUGAAAAGAGAAAUAAGUAUUGCAAAAAUACGAGACUGUAAAUUAACGGUUCUCUUUAGAAGCAACGAUCCUAUCAGCUUUUGUGAAAUCUUUACGGCGUGCUGUUACGUCAGUCCUGGAAAAAUGAGAGCAAUAAACUUCUUUCUGACAUUCGUUCUCGUAAAUCACCCCUUGAGAAAACUGUGACAUUUCACAAGGAUCUGCGGUCUGCCCGUUAAACGUUAUUAAACUUUUUACUCCGCCGAGUUCUAGGCAGCAAUUGUGUACACUGUAAAUACAGAAAGCCCGUGUUAAACUUUAUUCGUCAGUUUGGUCGGUGGUGCCGAAGCAGGCAGGCAGUCGACGACCUUCGAGCGGAGAGGCGCGAAUAAUUACGGAAGUGCUUCACACUUGGACUGCGAGACUACAUUUCGAAUUUCCACAUUUUUCCGUUCGAAUUUAACGAAACGAACAUUUCAGUAAUAUUCAUCGAAUAUUAUUAUACAGUCGAAUUUCUACAUUUUUGCGUUCGAUUCGAACGAAACGAACGUUUCAAUAAUAUUCAGUGAACAAAGAUUCGUAUUCUUCGGUGAAAUAAACAUUUCUUGUAAAUUAUUAUUCUCUUCACUAAUGAAUACGAUAAGUGAAGAAUUAAGUAACAAUAAGUUUUAAUUGUUUUUGUAACUCCGAAACUUUUGGGAAUAUUUGUAUUCCACAGAUGUGUAAAGUUGCGCAAUCCAGUGGUGGUAGAGGGUUGAAGCGUCUCUCUCGUUCCAUUGGUCGAGCGCCGUGGCUACCGUGUAGUCGAACGAACUUGUAAUCCAUUUUCUCCGGGACUGUGUGCUCUGUGCGCUGUGUGAGAGUGCGAGUGUGACGCGAGUGUUGUUCUCUUCUUUUUUCUGGGGAAGAAAAAUUGCGUGAGAGCGGUGGAUCGAAGAAGAAAUAUUUUAAGGGUGGCGAAGAUGAAAUAGAGCGCGAAACGAAAAGAGAGAGGGAGAGCAAGAGAAACGGAAUGAUAAAAAACGGUUUCCCUUUUCCAUCGUUUUUCCGUUUAUCACUUUAUACAGGGUGACUUGUCCAAUCCUAUCAUCUUAAAUUACUUUGUAAAUUUGUACGAUAUCAAGGGUACUUGCGAUGCAAUAAUUAGUAUUCUUUCAUGUUGAUACUUUAUCGGGUACGAAAGUGCUUAGUACGUAUCAAAUGUUAUACUCAAAAUUUACAUUUAAACAAUUCAAGCUACCGUACAUGCUCUGGUAAAAAAGUCAAAUAAUAAAAAGAAACUAAUUACUAAAUUGUACACUUCCCUCGAUACCGUACAAUUUUGGUCUACAACGUUUCUCCAUGAAACAACUGAAAAGUUUCUAGUAAUCGAAUUUAAUAUGGUAAAGCUGGACGACUCACCCCGUAUGUCGAGUCGCCAUUUUUAGUCUCGCGGUUUAUCGCGACACGUGCGCGAUUCGAAAAUGGGGGAACUUGAAACCGAAUGAGGAAACGGAAUAUUUCUGGAGGCCAGGCGUAAUUUAUAGAACACUGAAAUCGCGAUCCACGCUACACGCUACACGAUAUUACGCAUGGCGGAACGAAGGGUUGCUUAUAAAUAUUGAGCUCUAGGUAACAAGAAGAUUAAGAAAUAAAAAAAAAAUACUGGCGCC
Molecule: messenger RNA, 9396 nt
Organism: Nomia melanderi (Alkali bee)
Lineage: Eukaryota; Metazoa; Arthropoda; Insecta; Hymenoptera; Halictidae
Source: RefSeq, a predicted model, not a curated record